UGCCUGGUCGCCUACUCCCACGUGUUCCCCGUCCUCCUGAGCCUCGCCGUCGUCACCAACGUCCUGAACGCCGUCGUGCUCCUCAGCCCACACCCGGGCAGCCGCUUCCAGCCCACGCCUAUCCGCAAAUACCUCUUGUGGAUAACCCUGUCCCACUGUGUUAUCUGCGCCACUGUCCUGCUGGGCAUAUGGGUGAGGGAUAGAGUCGGCCUCCCCUACUCGUGGGCCUUCUACUUCGCCCACUUCGAGCAGCCGCUCUACGACGUGUUUAACUGCAGUUACGCCUGGAUCAUCGUGGGGCUGUCCCGGGACCGCCACCAGGCCGUGUGCCGCCCGCACCAGUACACCGUCGCCGCCUCCCACGAGCGCGCCGCCUGGAGGAUUGCGCUGGCCUACGCGUUCUCGGUGGUGGUCUAUGCACCCCACUGCUUCGCUCAAGAACCCGUGUUCAGCGCCGAGCACGCGGGUUGGCACGUCACCGGGGCCGAUCUAUUUUACAGCAGAGGAUGGACGGCGUGGGCGGUGCUAUCCCAGGCUCUCCACCGCCUCGUGCCCGCAGCCAUCCUGGUGGGACUUAACACCAAGAUCCUGGUGGCGGUGUCGCGCCUCGGGAACUCCAGCGUCAGGCCCGGGGGACGCCCUGGCAGCUCCCCCAGCCGUAGGAGAGAAAAACAGAUCACCAACCUCCUGCUGGCUCUGACACUGAGCUUCCUGGUGACCAAUGUCCCCGCGGCGGCCAUCAAACUCGUCUACAUCGCCAUGGGGCAGCAUUGCCAGAUCCACGCGGGGAUGGAGAUCGCGCGCAGCAUCGCCAACUGCCUGGAGAUGGCGGGCUACAGCGCGGACUUCCUGCUGUACUUCCUCAUGAACCCCGAGUAUCGGAGGGACCUUCACGGCCUCCUGUCGAAGCUGUGGAACUUCUUCGGGGUUUCGAAGACCUGCCCUCUGCCGGAGGUCACAGAAGAACAGGCGACCAUCUCCCAGUAAUUGACCUGCAGGAGCUCUGGCUGUACCUGACUUUUGCGAGUGACAAACUUCACUCUGUACAUAAGCAAAAAAGUCAGAAAAGAGUUCCUUCUUGAUUUAGCACGUGUACAAACUGUAAAAAAGAUAAGCCAUUAAAACCAAACUCGGAUAAACAACACUGAGCAAGCAUAUUGGAGCAGAAAAGUCGAAGUGUAAUAUUUUCAUAAUUCAGCUAUACUUACAAAUGUUUUUUUAGUAUACAAAAUAUACCUAUUGACCUUACAACCGAUCGAUUUGAUUUACUAACACUAAUACAGAAGAAGUUUCCUUACAAUAGAAUGUAUAGCCAGA
This is a messenger RNA of Penaeus indicus, 1317 nucleotides long. RefSeq lists its product as uncharacterized. The annotation marks the transcript as partial. The transcript has a single exon. Gene Ontology annotation, cellular component: membrane. The record is from RefSeq and is a predicted model, not a curated record. Gene Ontology annotation, biological process: G protein-coupled receptor signaling pathway. Gene Ontology annotation, molecular function: G protein-coupled receptor activity. NCBI's taxonomy places the organism in Eukaryota, Metazoa, Arthropoda, Malacostraca, Decapoda, Penaeidae.